AUUAAGCUUCUUAAUGAAAACAGAUUUCUGAGCAUUGCUGAAGCAUUUUCAUGGGAUUCUGGAAAUUAUUCUUGUAAAGGCGUGAAUCAAGUUGGCGAGGAAAAAUUGAACUUUAAAGUUUCAGUUUUGUCUCCACCGAAGUUUGUAAGAUAUUCAGUUGAACCGCUCUUACACACAAAUGAUUUCAAGAAUUCGAAACUAAAACAUGACAGAAGAGAACGCAACACAAUUGUUGUUAAAGUAAUGAAAGACGAAGACGUAACUUUGGAAUGCUUGACUGAAAGUUCACCAAAAGCGAAAGUUCACUGGCUGAAAAUUGACUUUUAUGAUUCAAGUAAAAAUAUUCUUUUGGAUGAAGAUGAAGAAAAUCUUUUUAUUAAAUCGAUUAAGGAAUCGUCAAGUUUCAUGUGUUACAUCAACAACACUGUUGGAAAUGUCCACAAAAUAUUUCAAAUCGAUGUUCAGUACGCCCCAAAACUUGUUGGCGAUGAGAGAACAGAAGUGAAACAUUCAAUUAAACUCCAUCAUGGUGUUAAUUUACUGUGCAAUGUUGAAGGAAAUCCUGAACCUCAGAUUCAAUGGAUGUUUAAUGGAACAAAAAUUCUCAAUUCUGACAAACGAUUCUACUUCUCAAACGACAAUCAAAUCAUGAGAAUUAUUGACAUAAACAAAAGCAAUCAAGGAAAAUUCUUAUGCAAUGCUGUAAAUGAUUAUGGAAGAUUGCAAAGAGUUUUCUAUGUUAAUGUUGAAGUUCCAAUUCAGUGGUCAGCUUUUGGUCCAUGGACAAUUUGCAGCGUGUCAUGUGGUUCUGGUGGAAUUCAAUAUCGAACGAGAAUCUGCCUUCUUACAAAUGGUUUACCAGCAACUGCUGAAGAUUAUCAUUGCGUGGGUGAGAAUGUUGAAUCACGUAAAUGUAACCAGCUUGCUUGUCCAAUUAAUGGCGGUUGGGGAAAGUUCUCAGAAUGGUCGAAAUGUCCAAAAUGUAUCGAUGAUGCAAUUCAUGAACUUCCAGUCACAUCAAAACGUGUGAGAAAAUGUGAUUCACCUCAGCCUUCAAAUGGUGGUUUGGACUGUUCUGGAUCUGAAAUCGAAGAACUUGAAUGCAAGAUUGAUUUCUGUCCAGUUCAUGGCGGUUGGUCGAAAUGGAGUCCUUGGAGUGCUUGCAGUAAAACAUGCGGAAGUGGUCAUAGAACACGAAAGAGAGAAUGCAACAAUCCUUCACCAAAGUACAACGGAACAAGUUGCAGAGGUGAAAACGUGGAAUUCGAAGAAUGCAAAAUGAAACUUUGCUUAGCACAAAACCUUAAAAAAUCUUUUCGUUCUGACUAUGAAGAUGAUUUCGAAGAGAAAUCGAAUGAGUCACGUGAAAAGUACAAAGAACUUGCUGAACUCGAGAUUAAAGAUGAGAAAGGAAAUGUUCGAAAUUUUCAAUUUAUGAAUCAUCGUGAAAUUGAAUUUUCAUCACCAAUUCGUGACUUGAUGGGACCAAACAUUCCAAAAAUUAUAGUCACUUUGGACACUUACAAGCCGAUAUCUGAAGAAACAUUUCUUGAACAUUUAAGUCGUCUUAGAGUUGUUCAUGAUGAAGCACAAACAGAAAGUUCAUCAUCAAAUAAUCUCGAAUUAGAUUCAACAGAAAGUGUUGGAAAAGUUCGUAAAAAAUGCAUUCGAGGCUUUGCAUACAACACAAAUAAUGAUCAAUGCGAAGACAUCAACGAAUGUGAAGAGCAACAUCAAAAUAAUUGUAAACAUGACGAAAAAUGUGUCAACGUUUUGGGAAGUUUUCGAUGUGACAAAAAGCCACAACGAAGAAUGAAAUCAUGAAUCGCUUAAGUACAACAUAUUUUAUUACCAAUAAUUCUCUUUACUUUAUGUUAUUAUGCUUU
Molecule: messenger RNA, 1886 nt
Organism: Clunio marinus
Lineage: Eukaryota; Metazoa; Arthropoda; Insecta; Diptera; Chironomidae
Source: the annotation of a GenBank genome assembly